AACACCCAUUUCAACUCAAUCCGAAAGCGAUUCCCAAACCCCAAUUAUUCACUCUUUUAAAUCCCAACACCAAUAUAUACCACUCUGCACUCUGCACUCUGCACUACCACCCACUACGAUGGCCACAGACGCCUCCCCGAAAUUCCGAGGCGUGUCGAAAUCCCCGGAAUUCCACACCGAAAUAUCGGUAUCGCCGCCUCCGACCCACGAUGGCCUCGAGUUCUGGCAGUACAUGAUUGCCGGGUCCGUGGCCGGGUCCGUUGAGCACAUGGCAAUGUUUCCUGUCGAUACUCUGAAAACCCGAAUGCAGGCCAUCGGUGGAUCUUGCGCUAUCGAACGGGUCGGUGUCCGGCAAGCCCUCGGUUCCAUUUUGAAGUUCGAAGGCCCUGCUGGACUCUAUCGCGGUAUUGGGGCAAUGGGGCUCGGCGCAGGACCCGCCCAUGCCGUGUACUUUUCGGUCUAUGAGUUCUGCAAAGAGGCCUUUUCCGGUGGGAAUCCGAAUAACUCGGCUGCACACGCCGUUUCGGGGGUUUUCGCCACGGUGGCAAGCGAUGCCGUGAUAACGCCGAUGGAUGUGGUGAAGCAGAGAUUGCAGCUGAAGAGUAGUCCUUACAAGGGUGUGAGUGACUGCGUGAAGAGGGUGCUGAUGGAGGAGGGAAUCGGAGCUUUCUACGCGUCGUAUCGGACUACGGUGGUGAUGAAUGCGCCUUUCACGGCGGUUCAUUUCGCGACCUAUGAGGCGGCGAAGAGAGGGUUAAUGGAGAUUUCUCCAGAAACUGCUGGGGAUGAUGAGAAGUUGAUUGUUCAUGCCACCGCUGGAGCUGUUGCCGGGGCUCUGGCUGCUGCGGUGACAACCCCACUCGAUGUUGUCAAAACUCAGUUGCAAUGCCAGGGCGUGUGUGGUUGUGAUAGAUUUUCCAGCAGUUCGAUUGGGGCCGUUAUCCAAAGCAUCGUGAGAAAGGAUGGAUAUCGUGGGCUUGUAAGAGGAUGGAUACCCAGGAUACUCUUCCAUGCACCUGCUGCUGCAAUCUGCUGGUCUACCUAUGAAGCAUCAAAAACCCUUUUUCAACAGCUCAGUGGCACCAACUCUUCAGUUUAACUAAUGGGGCCACAAAAAUCUCUCUUUACAUUAUCAGCAAGCAGCCCCAUUAGGCAGCCAACUGGUAAAGAAAUUGCUCUGCUGUGGCUGCAGCCUGCAAUAUUUGAGUUACACGAACCCAGCCAUUGUCCAUAUUAGUGGUGCUGGUAUUUCACAGGGAAAGGAUUGGGAUUUAUAUAUAAUAUGAUGCAGAGUACUGGUGUGCUCAGAUCAAAUACUUUUCAUAAUAUAUCGUUAAUUAGGUGGGAAUUAUAAUGGCUGUUGUAUUUCCACUCUCUUGCUCUGUUUUCCAUGGGUCUGUGGAAGUUCUAAACAAUUGCCCCAAUGAAACGUUAAUUUUGGAGGUUGACAUAUUGUUGGGUCAUAUUAGGUCCAUAAAUCUUAUCAUUUUCCUUCACUUC
Molecule: messenger RNA, 1500 nt
Organism: Corylus avellana
Lineage: Eukaryota; Viridiplantae; Streptophyta; Magnoliopsida; Fagales; Betulaceae
Biological process (GO): iron import into the mitochondrion
Cellular component (GO): mitochondrial membrane
Molecular function (GO): ferrous iron transmembrane transporter activity
Source: RefSeq, a predicted model, not a curated record